Stegastes partitus (bicolor damselfish) is the source of this 860-nucleotide messenger RNA. RefSeq names its product peptide YYa (gene pyya). The transcript is spliced from 4 exons. Lineage: Eukaryota; Metazoa; Chordata; Actinopteri; Pomacentridae. Gene Ontology annotation, biological process: neuropeptide signaling pathway; feeding behavior. The record is from RefSeq and is a predicted model, not a curated record. Gene Ontology annotation, cellular component: extracellular region. Gene Ontology annotation, molecular function: neuropeptide Y receptor binding; neuropeptide hormone activity. Bases 157 to 450 code for a protein of 97 amino acids.
UCCUGCCUGCUGCUAAACUAUAUAAAUCACCUCUGUCGGAGUUUUGGGAACAAGGUGCAGCGACCUGCAGAGGAGGAGCGAAGAGAAGAAGCCCUGAGCUCUGAGAAACCACCUGUGGCUGCAGCUUGUACCUGGAACCUCCAAAGUCUUCUCAAAAUGGCCUUCAUCCUAAAACCGUGGACAGUCCUGGUGGCCGUCGUGCUGUGUGUGCUGGUGUGUCUGGGAACGCUGGCGGACGCCUACCCACCCAAACCCGAGAACCCCGGUGAAGACGCCCCACCAGAGGAGCUGGCCAAGUACUACACCGCCCUGAGACACUACAUCAACCUGAUCACCAGGCAGAGGUAUGGAAAGCGCUCAGCUCAGGAGGACGUGGUUGCAGAGCUGCUGUUCGGUGGCGACAGCAACAGAGACCUGAGGUCAAGAUACGACGACUCCUACAUGUGGUGAUGCCGCCGCCCUCCUCCAUCCUCAUCGGGCAUUCCCUCUGGCUGCAUCCCAGAAUGCACCUGGAGGGGCCGACAUGUGCCUCUCACCUCCGAGUCCCGAACCCCCCAAACACGUGAUCAUCACCGAGCGGAAACACGAGCUCCCCGCCGCCGCCGCCCCGUCGCCGUCUCACAUCUCUGUCAUGACAACACGAACUGUACAUAAUUUGUUAUUGAAAUAAAAACAAGCAUAUAUGAGGUCAGAGCUACUAAUCAGACGUCAGAACCGUGUCUGUGUGUGUGUGCGUGAGCUUUAAUAUCCUUCUACUGGCCGUCAGCCGUGUAGAGGAGGAAGCUGGUGUUUCGCUGUUGCUACUGUCAAAAGUAACAUCAGAAUACAUGAAUAAAACGUUUUCUGUGAGAUAAAAACAU